Hansenula ciferrii is the source of this 1296-nucleotide messenger RNA. RefSeq names its product acetylornithine transaminase (gene ARG8). Gene Ontology annotation, molecular function: pyridoxal phosphate binding; transaminase activity; identical protein binding. The transcript is spliced from 2 exons. Gene Ontology annotation, biological process: arginine metabolic process. Lineage: Eukaryota; Fungi; Ascomycota; Saccharomycetes; Phaffomycetales; Wickerhamomycetaceae. The record is from RefSeq and is a predicted model, not a curated record. Gene Ontology annotation, cellular component: mitochondrial matrix. Bases 1 to 1296 code for a protein of 431 amino acids.
AUGUUACGCUCAUUGAAAUACAGAUCUGUUCAAAGAUCUUUACACACAUCAAGAACAUGUUUCUCAAAGAUCGUAAAUUCAAAAUCAGGUAAAUUUAUUGAUGAAAACUCAAAAUAUUCAGUUACAACUUAUUCACGUCCAUCAGUUGUUUUCGAAAAAGGUGAAAAAGCUUAUCUUUGGGAUGUUGAAGGUCGUAAAUAUGUUGAUUUUACUGCUGGUAUUGCAGUUACAGCUUUAGGUCAUUCAAAUCCAGAAAUUUCUAAAAUCUUGUAUGAUCAAUCUACAAAAUUAGUUCAUAGUUCUAAUUUAUAUCAUAAUUUAUGGACAAAUAGAUUAUCUCGUGAAUUAGUUGAAGCUACUAAACAAAGUGGUGGUAUGCAUGAUGCUUCAAGAGUUUUCUUAGCAAAUUCUGGUACUGAAGCAAAUGAAGCUGCUUUAAAGUUUGCAAGAAAAUAUGGUAAAUCUCAAAAUGAAAACAAGACUGAAUUCAUCACUUUUACAAAUUCAUUCCAUGGUAGAUCUAUGGGUGCUCUAUCAGUUACACCAAAUCCAAAAUAUCAAAAACCUUUUAGUCCUUUAAUCCCAGGUGUUUCAGUUUCUGAACCAAAUUUAGAAUCUUUUUCAAAAUUAAUUAAUGAAAACACUGCAGGUGUUAUUAUUGAACCAAUUCAAGGUGAAGGUGGUGUUCGUCCAGUUUCAAAAGAAUUUUUAAUUGAAUUGAAAAAAUUAACUAAAAAACAUAAUGCUUUAUUAAUCUUUGAUGAAAUUCAAUGUGGUCUUGGUAGAUCUGGUAACUUAUGGGCUCAUGGCUCUUUACCAAAAGAAGCUCAUCCAGAUAUUGUUACAAUGGCUAAAGCUUUAGGUAAUGGGUUCCCAAUCGGUGCUACUAUGAUUACUGAAAAUGUAGAAAAAGCUUUGAAUGUUGGUGAUCAUGGUACUACUUAUGGUGGUAAUCCAUUAGGUGCAAGAGUUGGUUCUUAUGUUUUAAGUCAAGUGUCUGAAAAAGAAUUCCUAAAUAAAGUUUCUGAAAAAUCACAAAUCUUUAGAAAUGAAUUAGAAUCAUUGAAGAAUGAAAUUAAUGAAAUUGUUGAAGUUAGAGGUGAAGGUUUAUUAUUAGGUGUUCAAUUCAAAUCAGAUCCAAGUAAAGUUGUUGAUGCUGCUAGAGAACGUGGUCUUUUAGUUAUUACUGCAGGUGGUAAUACUGUUAGAUUUGUUCCUGCUUUGAAUAUUGAAGAUGAUGUUAUUAGAGAAGGUUUAGCUAUCUUUAAAGAUGCUGUUAAAUCUGUUUUCCCAUAG